UAUAGCCAGAACUCUUGCAUCCUGGUGAUGGUAAACUGCCGUGCCAGUAUAAACGCGAAGGCAGGUCACACAUACUCACAAGUCCGUCCCAUCUCAGGUCAUCCAUCCAUCCAUCCCUGCAGCAAUGGCGUCUGCAGUGACCAGCAGCGACAAGGAGCAGGCCGUCCCUACCAUCGACGCUGACGAAGCGCACGCGCUGCUGAGCUCCGGCCAUGGCUACGUGGAUGUCAGGAUGCGGGGGGACUUCCACAAGGCGCAUGCGCCCGGUGCUCGGAACGUUCCCUACUACCUGUCCGUCACGCCGCAAGGGAAGGAGAAGAACCCACACUUUGUAGAGGAAGUGGCUGCCUUCUGUGGGAAGGAUGAUGUCUUCAUUGUGGGUUGCAACACGGGGAACAGAUCCAGGUUCGCGACGGCAGACCUUCUGAACGCGGGGUUCAAGAACGUGAGGAACCUGCAAGGUGGUUACCGCUCCUUUCAGCAGCGAGCUCAACAGCAGUAGACAUCACGUCCUGAAGGUAUGCCAGGGAUGCUGCAGUUGAACG
This is a messenger RNA of Zea mays, 545 nucleotides long. Its product is annotated as Rhodanese-like domain-containing protein 19 mitochondrial. Gene Ontology annotation, molecular function: catalytic activity. Bases 125 to 502 code for a protein of 125 amino acids. The transcript is spliced from 6 exons. NCBI's taxonomy places the organism in Eukaryota, Viridiplantae, Streptophyta, Magnoliopsida, Poales, Poaceae. The record is from RefSeq and is marked provisional.